AUGAGUACUGAAGUCGAAACUUGUGCGGCCGGCAGUCGCGUAUCUCUUCGAGGUGUUGAGCGGAUGGUCACUGCAUCCGACGGUGCGUCCGUCAAGAUCGCGCACUCAAUGCUCGUCCACGGUGACACGGCGAUUCUACUUCGUUUCCUACCCACUGCAGUGAUGCACACCUUCAACAUGCAUCCUCGGAUGCGAGCUCACCAACUCAAAGACCAACAAUUCACAGCCGAGAUUCAAGCUCCCGUUACCGUUGACUCUGUCGCUAAACUACUGCAAGUGCGGGUGUUGACACCCGCAGACUAUGGAGACGGUAGUCCAACGAGUUGGCAGUCAUACGUCGAAAGGGAGUGCAGUGUUGGCUUUGACCGCUACUGCCAGCUGCCCUUCUACCUCUCAGUAUGGGUCGCCAAACCCAAAGACACUGCUCGUCUAAUGCUCUUUUCAGACCAAUACAUGUCUGACGGGUUCUCAGGUGCCGUGGUGCUUAACUGCAUCUUGGAGCAAGGGUACCCACUUCGUCCGUCGCUCUAUCGCAUGUGGCUCAACAAGAUUACGUGGGCCAAGCCGCUACUCAAAGGCACGAACGCGAUCUUCGGACGUCGCAUGUUCCGGGGAAACGUGCACAAGUUCACGCCUCUACUACCGGCUCGAGACGACCUGAAGGACUUUGCAGUACCGCCCGUAACCAACAGCACCAAAGCGCUAUUCGCUGAUGGAGACGCUAAGUGUAUGCGUGAAGCAUAUGCCAAAUGCAGGAAGGAGGGCGUGACUCUGAAUGGUGUCUUGGUUGUUGUCGCUCUUCUCGCGUUCUACCGUGUGCGCAGUAACAAAGAGCAGCGUGGACGCUUCAACCCGUUUCGAAUUGCAAUGGAUGUUGACUGUAACAUGCGUCACCAAGUGCAAUACCCUGCUGAGGAGAACCAAGUAGGUAUGUACACUGCAACGACCGAUCUUGACUGGCUCAACUCGGAAGGAGUGGAUAUGUUGACCACGCGCUUCUGGGACUUGGCCGGUCGUGCUAGUCGAGAGAUCGAAGGGAAUCUCAAGAACACUGUGAACAUGGCGCUGCCUACUAUCACGGCUGAUCAGAAACUCAACGCACAGAUGGAUCCAUCCUUCCUCAAGAAAGCUCGAGUCGCUCACUCCAUCACCGCCGACGUUGGAGUCGCUGAACUGGUCCAGUACCCAUUCGAGAAAAAUCAUUCACUCACUGAUAGUUAUGACACUGAAAGUCGACGGGGUCUCCUGGCAUACAAGAAAUCUCGUCAAGUGAUGAUGCCGUCGGAUAGUGCAAGUGAUUUGACCCGAUCGUGGCGACUCGAAAGCACGCAUUCGACUCCGCACAAUGUGCUAUCUAUUGAGAGUUUGCAUGUGUUCAAGGCCCUGCCACAUCUCGCUCCUUCCGUUACGAUCUUUCUGUCUUCGGUAAACGCGUUCAGCUAUUCGAUGGCACACAAGGUGAAGGAUGAUGUGGGGAACAACUUGUUCACGGCGAUAGUGGUGCUGUGUGAGAGUUUGGGUAGCAUUGGAGGCGAAGAAAACCUGACUGAUGUUCUGGCUCGUUUUGAUGAGUUAACUUUAUCAGGAAAUAUCUAA
Messenger RNA from Phytophthora infestans T30-4, 1596 nucleotides. RefSeq lists its product as uncharacterized. Bases 1 to 1596 code for a protein of 531 amino acids. Lineage: Eukaryota; Oomycota; Peronosporomycetes; Peronosporales; Peronosporaceae. The transcript has 2 exons. The record is from RefSeq and is a predicted model, not a curated record.